AGUAAAUCGAUGUAAUUAGCGGCCGUUUCUAUAUCAAUUUUACACCGACGUGUUUGGUUUACCAUCAUAUUUUGUGAUGUUUUGUAUAAAUAUAAACAGAAGAAUUAACUAAGAAAAAUAUAUUACUCAAAGAGCCAAAAUAUAGGCCUAGUCAAGAUAAAUUAGCAAUUUCAUGAUGCUUCAUACUUAUCUUAGCAGCUCUAUGAUUGACAAUUCUUUUGCGUAAUACAUGAUACCAAGAAAACGUGCAUUUUAUUAUUGGUUAUAAUAGUAAUAAUAACACCAUGAUAACUAAAUUAAAUGUAAAUUCAAUAAUAAGAAAUCAUUAUUAAUCAAUUGAAUUUAAGUGAUAUUUUAUGAAAUAUGUAUAUUGCACACUAUACUGAUACAUUAGUUUCUGUAAUAGGCUGAGUCUUAAUUAAGGUAAGCACUAAUGUGUUUAUUAACAUUUUGAUUAAACAAUAUGUUCUGCCAUUGGGGUUAAAUCCGAGUCAAUCACAGAAAAGGAUGCGUCAUUGAGAAAACUACAAUAUGUAUAUGUUAUCUAAAUAAGGACUAAAAAUAAUACAUAAUGUAAAAAAAGAUUUGGCAAAUGACAGAUAACAAAGAAGUAUCUAUAUAUUCCAACUGUGUUCGCUUAUAAGUCAUGAAGGCUACCUUUGUAAAACCUUCAAAAUAAUAUCUACUAAUUUAUGGUUUUGGAUAAUAUGAUUUGCCUUAAAACACAAGCUACGAUGGCUGACAACACAGAAAGUGAACAGUAUCCACUUCACAAAUGUAUCUUUCAAGGGGACAUUAAAACUUUGAGUUCAUUAAUCAGAACCCACAAUCUCAGCCAAAAAGAUAAACAAGGAAAUACACCUCUACACUUAGCUGUGAUGUUAGGAAGAAAAGAAUGUGUUCUGUUAUUACUCGCCCAUGGUGCACCUGUCAAGGUUAAAAAUUUAGCCGGAUGGAGUCCGUUAGCAGAAGCUAUUAGUUAUGGAGACAGGCAAACUAUAUCAUCUUUAGUAAGAAAAUUAAAACAACAAGCAAGAGAACAAAUGGAGGAAAGAAGGCCAAGCUUAAUUGCUGCUUUACAUAAAAUGGGUGAUUUUUAUAUGGAGUUAAAGUGGGACUUUCAAAGUUGGGUGCCUCUACUAUCAAGAGUAUUACCAUCAGAUAUAUGUAGGAUAUAUAAAAGUGGAGCGUCAAUUAGAAUGGAUACUACUCUUGUAGACUUUAAUGAUAUGAGAUGGGAAAGAGGUGACAUAUCGUUUAUUUUUAAUGGAGAUAAAAAACCUGGUAAAUCUUUGACUAUCCUUGACAAUAAGGCUAAACUUUAUCAGCGUUUGAGAUAUGAGGAGACAGAAAUUGAAAUUGAAAAUGAAGUUGACAUCCUUAUGUCUAGUGAUAUAAUGGCUACUCAAAUGUCGACUAAAGGUAUAACUUUUACAAGAGCUCAAACUGGAUGGAUUUUUAGAGAAGAUAAAAGGGAAAUGGUAGGACCUUUUACAGCUGAUUUUUAUCAAAUUAAUGGUAUGGUAUUAGAAAGUAGAAAGAGGCGAGAACAUUUGAGCGAAGAAGACUUGCAAAAGAACAAAGCUAUUAUGGAAUCCCUUACUAAAGGAAAUUCGCAAGGGUUUGCAAACGACGAACCUCCUAUGAGAAGAGCAUCGUUAAAUCCACCUCCAGAGUCAAAUAUUACGUGGGAAGAAUAUAUACUUGCACCUCCUGGACAAUGUCCUCUUUUAGGAAGGAAUAUGGUUUAUAAAGAAAGUAGUAAGCCCUUCAAAGCAACUGUCGCUAUGAGUCCAGAUUUUCCACUGACUGUAGACAUGCUACUGAAUGUUCUGGAAGUUGUAGCACCAUUUAAACAUUUUAACAAAUUAAGACAAUUUGUUCUAAUGAAAUUGCCUCCUGGUUUUCCUGUGAAAAUCGAUAUACCUAUUUUACCUACUGUUACGGCUAAAAUAACGUUUCAAGAGUUUUCCUUUCGUGACGACGUUGAUCCAGAGUUAUUCCAAGUACCAUCGGAUUAUUUCAAAGAUCCUAUGAGCAAUGAAUCGGACUGAGGCUUCGACCUAAAGCGAUUUUAUACUGAAGCGGAUGUCUCUAGGAGUAAUAUUACCAGAAAUGGGUUUUCGAUAAUCUUCAUUUCCAAAAGACAUAAACGUGUACAAACCUUCGCACACAAGAUCAUCUAUAAAAGAGUAUUAAAAUACAAACAUAAGUUUGCCAAUUGUUACCUAUACUAUCCAACUGUCAUAAAUUGAAUCUAUAUUUCUGUUUAAGAACAUACAAUUUUAUUCUGUAGAUUUAUAUGUUCGUCAGAAAUGAUUUUUAGAGAUAGCAAGUAAGCGAGUGAAAGUUAAAGAAAGAAAGGAAAGAGAGAAAGGAAAGAAAGAAAGGAAAUAAAGAAAGAAAGAGAGAAAGAGAGAAAGAGUGUAUGCGAGAGAGAAAGAGAGAGAGAGAGAGAGCGUAUGAGAGAAAGAGAAAUUGAUUGAUUAACUUAUCUUCAUUCAUAUUCAUAUAUGUUACAAUUGCAUUCUUAAAAAUUGCAUAUAUAAAAUGACACAUUCGUUAUUUAUAUAUACGUUAUUUUGGCUCAUAAGCCGAUCUUAUGAAAAUAGUU
Messenger RNA from Polistes dominula (European paper wasp), 2614 nucleotides. Its product is annotated as ankyrin repeat domain-containing protein 13C. The record is from RefSeq and is a predicted model, not a curated record. Gene Ontology annotation, molecular function: signaling receptor binding. Gene Ontology annotation, cellular component: cytoplasm. Gene Ontology annotation, biological process: protein retention in ER lumen. Lineage: Eukaryota; Metazoa; Arthropoda; Insecta; Hymenoptera; Vespidae.